Sebastes umbrosus (honeycomb rockfish) is the source of this 2495-nucleotide messenger RNA. It is a transcript of the gene afg1lb, whose product is annotated as AFG1 like ATPase b. Gene Ontology annotation, molecular function: ATP binding; ATP hydrolysis activity. Bases 78 to 1625 code for a protein of 515 amino acids. The transcript has 13 exons. The record is from RefSeq and is a predicted model, not a curated record. Gene Ontology annotation, cellular component: cytoplasm; mitochondrion. NCBI's taxonomy places the organism in Eukaryota, Metazoa, Chordata, Actinopteri, Perciformes, Sebastidae.
UGCUAUGUGUCAUGUGGCUCAUACUGUAUGUGUCAGGUGACCAUGAUGUCAAUAAAGUUUUCACGUUUUGAAACAGCAUGGCUGCGUACACGGUGCCUGCAGCUGUCAGAUGCUCAAUGAAUGUUUUAUUAAGAGACUCUGUUCUGAUCUCAAAGAAAAUAUGCCAACUGUCAGCUAUUUGCACUGGAAACGGUUACACUAGUUGGAGGACGUGCAGUUCAUCCUCCUCGUCCUGCUCCUCUGAGUCUCCAGCAGCAGAUAUCUGUACCUUCAGUGGACACUAUGAUCGCCUGGUUCAGACUGGCUCCCUGAGGAAAGAUGUUCAGCAGAGACAUGUCGUCCAGCAGCUGGCUCAGCUGCAGCACACCCUGGAGAACUACAGUAACAGCAUCUACCUGAACCCUCCUCCUCCUCCACCUCCCAGGAUAAACUCUAAAGAUGACAACAGUCAACCUCUAAAAGAUGAUAAAGAUUAUUACAUUACAACAGCUGAAAACAAAAGUGGUGGAUCCGCUGCUAAGGAGGAACCUGCUCCACCACCACCACCACCACCACCUAAAGGCUUCUAUAUCUAUGGAGAUGUUGGCACAGGGAAGACCAUGCUCAUGGAUAUGUUUUACUCCCGUGUGGAAAACACUCGCAAAAAGCGAGUCCACUUCAACGGCUUCAUGUUGGACAUCCACAAAAGGAUCCAUCGGAGGAAACAAAGCCUGCCAAAACGCGGGCUAGGGAAAAUGUUCACCUAUGACCCCAUAUCACCGGUUGCCAUGGAGAUCAGCAAUGAAACCUGCCUCUUGUGUUUUGACGAGUUUCAGGUGACCGACAUCGCUGAUGCCAUGAUCCUGAAGCAGCUGUUUGAGACGCUGUUGAAGACCGGAGUGGUGGUGGUGGCCACCUCCAACAGGCCCCCUGAUGAUCUGUACAAAAACGGACUUCAGAGGGACACCUUCCUACCUUUCAUCGACGUGCUGAAGGAGUACUGCCACACCGUCUGCCUAAACUCUGGGAUUGACUACAGGAGGCUGGACAACGCUGCAGCAGGGAAACUCUACUACCUCACAAGGGAGCCUGGUGCGGAGGCCUUCAUGGAUGCGCUGUUUGAGGAGCUGGCCAUAAGUCAAAAGACUGUUACGGGCCCUCGGGUGCUCACAGUGCUGGGCAGAGAUGUGACUCUGGCAAAGACCUGCGGCUCCAUCGCCGACUGUACUUUUGAUGAGCUGUGUGGCAGACCUCUGGGUGCCAGCGACUACCUGGAAAUGGCACGGCUCUUUGACACCGUAUUCAUUCGCCACGUUCCUGUGCUGACGCUGACCCUGAAGGACCAGGCCAGACGCUUCACCACCCUCAUAGACAACUUCUACGACAACAAGGUGAGAGUGGUGUUGCUGGCGGAUUCUCCAUUAGACCGGCUGUUCGUCCACACUGGAGGGGACGAUGAGCGAGACAGACAGCUGCUGGACGACCUGGGCCUCAGCGGGGAUGCGGCGGAGCGCCUGACUCUGUUCACAGCCAAGGAAGAGAUCUUUGCCUUCAAGAGGACCGUCUCCAGACUGAUGGAGAUGCAAACAGAGUCAUACUGGAUGAAGGGAGAUCGCAGUCACAGCAAGAAACACGAGAACACCUAACAUCCACUGCUGACCGCCUGAUAAUCAUAGUUACCUCCAGACAACACAGUACCUCACUAACUACUACACAAGAGAAAAUCCUGUUUAGCAGAAAUAUAAAAGGCCCCAAUACAUCCAAGAAAGACCUGUAAAUAUAUAACAAAACUAGAUACCUGUUAUCUUAUGCCUGUGUGUUACAUCGUUGUACUGUUUCUGAGAGGUGUGCUCUCUCCCCCUUGUGGACUAUUUAUUCUAAAGAGGAUGGAAACCUCUCCAACAUGUGUGAACCACAAGGAUAACAGGUGCUCACUUCAGAGAGAGGAAGUGUCCCUCAGAGUAGCUGGCUACCGCCCUCUAGUGGGCAAAAGUGAAAAGGGGUUAAAUAUUCUUAAGCGCUUCCUGUUUUUAUGAAACAAUAUCAGUCUCUGUGCAGUUUCAUAAUUACAUCUUAGCUGUAUAACACCUGGUAUGAAUUUAAAAAGGGUAACACUUCCUUUUACAGGUCCGCAAAUGUCAUGGUAAUGAGGUGAUAUUUAGCAAGUAACCUAUUUGAAAUUUCUUUGGAAUUACGUCCAAAUAACCCCAAUACUUACCUCAAAAUGUAUCAAAAAUUACUUUGUUUGGCUGUCUUGACUUGGGACUUGACUCUGGACUUAUUAUUAUUUUCUAUCUAUUAUAAACAUUAUUUAUUAAUUGUAUUUCGCUAUUUCCCAAUAAGCAGUAAUAAAUAGCUGUUAAUUUAUUCAAUGCAUUUCCAGGAAUAGAAAACAAAGUUAAUUGAUGUGCUUUAUUUCCAUGUCUGCUGAUAAAUAGAUAAUAAUUAGCAAAUUUGAAAUGUCUUUAAAAUCUCCUUGAAUCAUUACCUUAGCUACCAGGUUACAUUUGUGUAGA